AUGAGUGUACUCACUUUUUCAGUACACAAAAAUACAUAUAGUAAUGCAAUAUCAUGUACAAUUGAUGAUGAACAUUUAUCAAGUCCACAAGAUGAACAAGAUGAUGAUACAACAAAUGAACCAGAUGAAUGGGAAGAAACAGAAGUUCCGAAAUGUCUUGGUGAUAUAUUUCAAUCCGUUACUGGUGCAAUAUUUCUUGAUUCAAAUAAAUCAUUUAAUACAAUAUGGAAAAUUUAUUAUCGUAUGUUAAAACCAUUUAUUGAAAAAUUUACAACUAAAGUACCAAAAUCACCAAUACCUGAAUUACUUGAACGUGAACCCGAAACUGUCAAAUUUGAAAAACCUGAACGUUUACUUGAUGGUCGAAUACGUGUUACUGUUGAAAUAAUUGGUAAAGGACGUUUUAAAUUUAAAGGUGUUGGAAGAAAUUAUCGAAUAACAAAAAAUGCAGCAGCAAAAUGUGCUUUAAAAAAUUUGCGCCGUCUUGAUUUAAUGAAAGAUUUAUUCUUUUUCAAUGAAAAACAAAAACAUAUUUCUCAGAUAUUUAUUUUAUUGUAA
This is a messenger RNA of Rotaria sp. Silwood2, 558 nucleotides long. Lineage: Eukaryota; Metazoa; Rotifera; Eurotatoria; Philodinida; Philodinidae. The record is from the annotation of a GenBank genome assembly.